UCCCUCUAUUAUUUUCAUUUUUCAUUUUCUCUCAGCGCUCUCAUGUUUAACCCUUUUUCCCAAAUCAUCAAUACAGAGAACAAUUUUUCUCUUUUAAUCCUUCAAAUCAUACAGCCAACAUAAAUUCCAUCUUAUAUCCAAAGAAACUCAGAUCUGGUAUUUUGUUCCAACUUGGAUUUUCGUUUUCAUAUGGAUUCCAUAAACCCUAAUCCCUAAUCAUUCAGCUUCUGUGUUGUUCCAAUCCCUAAUCCCUUUUUGUUCUCUUCUUUAAGUUUCAGUUACAAUUUUUCUACUUUCCCAAUCGUUUUCUCUUUUGGUAUCUUUUCAGAUUCCACCAUUGUGUCUGCUUCCGCUUGAACGUUCUUCUCCUCCCUACAUUUUUCUGAGCUAAAAGGAACACUGAGGAGUGUCUUUAUCUACCUACAAGUAAUUUUUCAAGGACACUAAGAAAUUAUCUUAAAAUUGAGAACAUUGAAGAGUCAAUUUCAUCACUCUACAAGUCUUAAUAUCCAAAUCAAACACUUUGUUUUGGUUCCUCUUCUUUAUCUUAGAUUCAUCCAAUUAUGAUUGAUAAGAGUUGGAUCGACAAACCCAUAAAAUCAAAAGAGUUUAAAGACGGAGUAGUCCAAUUUUUGGACUUUGCCUUUUCCAACGCAGCAAUCAAUGGACAAAUAUUGUGUCCUUGUAUUACAUGCGGAUUUAAUCACUCGGGUAAUAGAGUUGAAGUGUUUACUCAUCUCCUUCGAAAGGGAUUUCCUAGCAAGUACACAUUUUGGAACAUGCAUGGGGAAAAAGAAGUUCAACCCAAUGUUCAAUCAACAGUCCAAGUAGAUGCACCCCCAACUAGACAACAUCCCAUGCAAGAUAUGUUAAAUGAUGUCUUUGGAGUGGUAUUUGAUCAAGGAGUUCAAGACUCAGGGGCAUCAAAUAUUCCUAAUAGCGAGCACCCAAUGAUUUCAGAGGAUAUAAGUAAUGAAGAUUUGAACAAAGUUAAGGAGUUGAUGGAAGAUGGGAAUCAAGAACUCUAUCCUGGAUGCACAAAAUAUAGCAAACUAUCGUUCAUUGUUCGUCUCUACCAUAUAAAAAUUUUAUGUGGUGCAACAGAUAAAACAUUUUCGAUGAUUAUUGAGCUUCUAAAUGAUGUAUUUCCCCAUGCUAAACUACCGGCAUCUUUCUAUGAAGCAAAAAAGAUGAUCAAGAGGAUAGGUUUGAGUUACAAUAAGAUACAUGCUUGUCCAAAUCAUUGCAUGUUGUAUUGGGGAUCACUAGAGGAUGAGAAAAGAGAUAAAUGUAAAAUAUGUAAUACAUCUAGAUGGAAGUCAGAUGAAAAUAAUAGUUCUUCAAAUGACGUGAUGGAAGCUACAAAAAAGAAACAGAAACCGGCAAAAAUAUUGCGAUAUUUCCCACUUAUUCCAAGGUUGCAGAGGUUGUACAUGUCUUCUAAAACUGCAGAGUUAUUGAAAUGGCAAGCUAUGGUGGCAAAUCCUGAUGGGUUAUUAAGGCAUCCUAGAGAUAGUAAAGCAUGGAAAGAGUUUGAUUCCUUUUAUCCAGAAUUCUCUUUAGAUCCUCGUAAUGUUCGACUCGCAUUAGCUACCGAUGGUUUCAAUCCAUUUGGAACUUUAAGUUCUUCUAAUAGCAUCUGGCCUGUGAUGUUGUAUCUUUAUAACUAUCCACCAUGGUAUUGUAUGAAACCCACUUCUCUUAUCAUGUCAAUGAUAAUCCCUGGACCUAAGAUGCCUGGAAACAAAAUUGAUGUUUACUUGCAGCCUCUAGUUGCGGAGUUAAAUCAAUUAUGGAUCGGUGUUGAUGCUUAUGAUAUCUCAACUAAAGAAAUGUUUCAAAUGCGAGCUGCAUUGUUUUGUACAAUUAGUGACUUUCCUGGUCUUGAUAACUUAUCUGGGUGGAAUACACACACAUUGCUUGCUUGUCCAUCUUGUAUGUUUGAUACAAAAUCUAAAAGGCUGAGAUUUGGUAAGAAAAAUUGUUUCAUGGGUCACCGCCAAUAUUUACCCCCUGAUCAUAAGUAUAGGUACAAUACAAAAUCUUUUGAUGGAUGUGAGGAACAUAGUCUUGCCCCUCUUCAAAUGUCAGGUUCAGAUACACUACGGCAAAUUGAGGAGUAUCUCAAAAAGGCUCAUGAUGAGGGUACAAGUGAGGCAGGCCCACAACAAUGGAAGAAAAAAAGUAUAUUUUGGAAUCUACCUUAUUGGGAGCAUAAUCUUAUCCGACAUUGCCUUGAUAUGAUGCACAUAGAAAAGAAUGUAUGUGACAAUGUAUUGUUCACGGUGCUUGAUGACAAAAUUCGAACAAAGGAUAACCUUUCCGCUCGUAAAGACUUGCAAGUCAUGGGGAUUAGACCGAGUCUUCAUCCAUAUCCAAAUCCUAAUUCCUCUAAAUUUCCUCACUCAUGCUUUAAAAUGAAAAAUAGGGAGAAAGACAUGUUCCUAAAAAUUCUUAAGGAUGUGGUUUUUCCUGACAGUUACGCAUCAAAUAUUUCUAGAUGUGUUGAUACUAAGAAACGCAAAAUCUCUGGUCUAAAAAGUCAUGAUUCACACAUUCUAAUGGAACAUCUUCUACCAAUUGCUUUUAGAAAAUCGCUUCCAAGAGAAGUUGCUUCAGUGUUAAUUGAGUUAUGUAACUACUUUAGGGAAAUAUCAUCCAAGGUUCUAGAUGUCAAGAAUAUUGAGAAACUACAACAACGAAUUGCUCUGACCCUUUGCCAUAUGGAAAUGAUAUUUCCACCUUCUUUUUUCACUGUUAUGAUUCAUUUAGUCAUUCAUUUGGGAGAGGAAGCAAUGAUUGCUGGUCCAGUGCAUUAUAGAUGGAUGUAUCCUGUUGAAAGGACCCUUGGCCAUUUAAAAUCAUAUGUCCGUAACAAAGCUACACCAGAAGGUUGCAUAGCUGAAGGUUAUAUUAUGGAAGAAUGCCUUACAUUCUGUUCAAGAUAUUUUGAAGAUGGGGAUAUUGAAACAAGGUUCAAUCGACCAAGACGCAAUGACGAUGAUAAUGGUGUCAAUGCUAGUAGUGAAUCUACUAUCUUAUCAAAUAUAUUUCCAGCAUUAGGUAAGCCUAUUGGAGCCAUCAAGAUUGUUACCCUUUCACUCUUGGAUAAGAUACAAGCUCAUCGUUACGUGUUAACUAAUUGUGAAUUAGUAGACAAAUUUCGUGAGAAGUGCAAAAUUGAGGUCUCAAGGAUGCAUCGUGGAAAGAGAAAUUCCUCUAAACUUGUGGAAGAAUACGUUCACAAACAUUUUCACGAGUGGUUUCAACAAUAUGUUGCAAGAAAUGUUGAUCCAGAUAUUUCUACUGAAAUUAGUUGGCUUGCAAAUGGACCAAAUGACAUUGCUAGGAGAUUUAGUGGGUAUAACAUUCGUGGAUUUAAGUUCCGAACAAAAAGGAAAGAGCAAGGUUUGAGAACUCAAAAUAGUGGUGUUGUUAUGUCAGCUAUUACUAAGAGGUUUUCAACUACAGGGGAGCCUAUUGAAAAAUCAAGUGAUGACAUAUACUAUGGAAAAUUGGAUGAUAUCAUAGAGCUUGAUUACUAUGGAAAGCUAAGGGUUGUGCUUUUCAAAUGUGUUUGGGUAGAUAAUAGACCUAACAAGGGAAUCAAGAUAGAUAAAUUUGGAAUAUCGAGUGUUAAUUUUUCUCGGUUGAUACACACCGGUGUGAAUGAAUUAGAUGAACCGUUCAUCCUUGCAACUGAUGCUAGAAUGGUAUAUUAUGUUGAUGAUCCAUUUGAAGAAGGUUGGUCUUGUGUAUGUCAUAUGAAGCCUAGAGACAUAUAUGACAUGGGAGAUAUUAACUUCAUAGACUCUGAAGAAAUGAUAAUGGAAGAUAUUCCUUUUUGUGAGCAAAAUGUGGAGAACAUAGAAGAACUACAAUUAGUGCAAGAAGGUGACAAUGAACAAGAAUCAAAUGUUAACAUGGAAGAAAACGUACCCGAUGGAACAAAUAUUGAUGAAGAUCAUAAUGGUUAUAGUGAUGAAAAUGAUAAUGCGAUGUUAGAGUAGUUCAAUUAUGAACUUUUUUGAGAUUUUUAACUCAUUUGCUGUUUCAUGAACUUUGUACUUUUUUUCUUAUCCAAUGAAUUUUUCGUAUUAUGAUUCAUUUAUAAAACAUUUGCAUUCCAUGUUUUAUCUUUUGUUAGC
This is a messenger RNA of Vicia villosa (hairy vetch), 4148 nucleotides long. RefSeq lists its product as uncharacterized. The transcript has 7 exons. Bases 564 to 4010 code for a protein of 1148 amino acids. The record is from RefSeq and is a predicted model, not a curated record. Lineage: Eukaryota; Viridiplantae; Streptophyta; Magnoliopsida; Fabales; Fabaceae.